AUGGCGGAGCCAAUCGAGCCCAGCUUCAACACGGAGCGACAUGUCAAAUAUUAUCUCCGAUGCCUCAAGACCUUCCUCCCGACGGCCUAUAUCUCCAAUGACUCCAAUCGCAUGCUCCUCGCCUAUCUCACCCUCUCUGGAUUAGACGUUCUCGGUACUCUACAAAGCAAGACCACGCCGGAGGAGCGACAAGGGUACAUCGAUUGGCUCUACCACUGCCAGGUGCCGACGGGUGGAUUCCGCGGCUUCUCAGGCACGGAUUUCGGCGCGGAGAAGCGGACAACAGAUAAUGAAGCUUGGGAUCCGGCGAAUGUGCCAGCGACCUUCUUUGCGCUGGUCAAUCUACUCAUUCUGGGAGACGACCUGUCGCGGGUCAAGCGGAGGGAGUGUCUCCAAUGGCUGCCCAAAUUGCAGCGAGACGACGGGAGCUUUGGAGAAGUCCUCGGCCCCAAUGGGAGAGUCGAGGGAAAUCGUGACUUGAGGUAUUGCUGUUGCGCCGCUGGCACGCGAUACAUUCUACGAGGCAAAAGUGGGAAGGGCGCUGAGGAUGUGGAAGACAUCAACGUGACCGGAUUAAUAUCGUUUAUUGAGAAGUGUCAGACAUACGACGGGGGGAUGGCUGAGUCUCCCUUCCGCGAGUCACAUAGCGGACACACAUAUUGUGCAGUUGGAUCUCUAGAAUUUCUGCGUCGGGGAACAGUUGACAGACAGCAGGCGGGUCUUCUGUUGCCCGGGUCGGCGAAGUUCGAGGGCUUGGUGAAUUGGUUGGCAUCACGACAGACAGACGACCUCGGCGAAGAGGACGAAGAGGACGAGGACGAGGCUGAGGCUGAGGCUACUGUUGAACAAGAAAUGAAUGCAGGGACCGGCUCACUCGACGAACGGGUACACGCACUGCCCGGUCUAAGGGAGAUUGGAGGCGACACAAUCCCGUGUGCUGGGUUCAAUGGCCGGUGCAACAAGGUGGCGGACACUUGCUACUCGUUUUGGAACGGGGCAACACUGCUCAUGCUGGAUCGAUAUUCGGUGAUUGACGGCGAUCGAAAUCGCCGAUAUCUCUUGGAGAAGACGCAGCACCUCAUCGGUGGCUUUGGAAAGGCAGUCGGGGAUCCUCCCGAUCUCCUCCACUCAUAUUUUGGUAUGGUGUCUUUGGCCUUUCAGCAUGAGGCGGGGCUUGCACGCGUCGAUCCCGUGAUGGUUACCAGCGAACGUGUUGUCCAGCACCUGGCAUCACUGCCCUGGCAGGUAUAG
This is a messenger RNA of Penicillium cinerascens, 1251 nucleotides long. RefSeq names its product protein geranylgeranyltransferase type I subunit CDC43 (gene cdc43). Bases 1 to 1251 code for a protein of 416 amino acids. NCBI's taxonomy places the organism in Eukaryota, Fungi, Ascomycota, Eurotiomycetes, Eurotiales, Aspergillaceae. The transcript has 5 exons. The record is from RefSeq and is a predicted model, not a curated record. Gene Ontology annotation, molecular function: CAAX-protein geranylgeranyltransferase activity. Gene Ontology annotation, cellular component: CAAX-protein geranylgeranyltransferase complex. Gene Ontology annotation, biological process: protein geranylgeranylation.